UCUGAAACCUGCUGCCGGAAGUCAUGUAUGUGAAUAUGUUUCGGUGUCUUGACACCGGUCUCCCAGCCAGAGUAACGGUAGUCGUCGCUUCCGAUCCAUCAAUUGUCUCGGUUUGUUGACGUUUGCUAGAGAACAGCAGUAGCUAGUAACUGGUGCCUGUCCGUGGUUUCAGGCGAGUCGUGUGAGAGUCAAUGAAGCUAGCCAGCUAGCUAGCUUAAAUGGGUUUUCGAGUUAAAAGAUGAUCGCCUCACUUUCUAGAGGAAGUUUGCUGGAUGAGGUUCUUCAUGGGGGCUUUAAUGAGCAGCAGCUGGCUGCUUAUGUUUCCUGGGUGAACUCUCAGCUGAAGAGGAAACCAGGCCUGAAGGCUAUCACAGACCUCAGGCAUGAUCUGCAGGAUGGGGUGGUGCUCACACAACUAAUAGAGAUAGUUGCCGGGGAAGUGCUGGAGGGAGUGUAUGUCGCGCCACAAAACAAAGAAGAAAGCAGGAAGAAUGUGGAGCAAGUCUUGCAGUUCAUUUCCUCCAGACACAUACGUAUGACACACAUAUCUGCAAGAGACAUUGUCGAUGGUAAUCUGAAAUCUGUAAUGAGGAUAAUUCUGGCGCUGGCAGCCCACUUCAAACCCUCAGCCAAUAGCAGGGCUGCUUCUGGAAGUGGGAGGGGUUUGUCAAGAGGUUCUGCCAGCCACAACCCUCUCUCCACGGUUGCAUUAGCACAAGGUGCCGCUGCCGCCCUGGCAUCAGCACGACUUGAUGCCUCACAGCCUGCACGUGCCGCACGUAUCCACAGUGGCUGGGGGCUGGAUAUGGAAAAGAGUGUGUGUGUUCGUGCGCUGGUUGAGCAGUAUGAAAGAGGAUCUCCGGAUGAACAGGACAAUCCUCAGCCUAGCAGCCUCAGCUCCGUCAGUCCACUGUCAUCUCCAACACCUCCACCCAGUAGCCACUCAGACCGACAGCAGGACGACCGGCAACAACAGGAGAUCAGUGCCGAGUCAUGUCAUUCUGUAGCGGAGACGGUGUGGGAAGAUUCUCUCAGUGAAACUUUGGAGAUGGAGGUGCAGGAGACACGUAAAAUGGUGUCUGCUUUACAGGCCCUGCUACUGCAUGGUUCGCUGCCUGAGGAUGAGCAGGAUGUGUCUUUGAGUUUGGACCAAGGCAGCACUGAACAGCAACUGGUAGUCAUCCGCAGCCGUUUGGAUCAGAGUAUGGUGGAAGCCCAGGAGCUGAAGAGGGAACUGUUGCGCUGUAAGCAGGAGAUGAGAAACCUGCAGGGAGUCAAGGAUGCCCAGCAGCAGAGGCUGUGCACUCAGGAGGCAUCAAUACUGCAGAUGAAGCAAGAGCUUCUCAGAGCCAGCAUGACAAAGGAUGAACUCAACAACCAGAACGCAGAGCUACAGUGGAAGCUGGAGGAAUGUAACAGGCUAUGGGGCGAAUGCAAGGUGACACACUCCAAUCCCUCUCUUUUAAUGAAGGAGAUCGGACAGAAGGACAGACUGCUGCAGCAACUCAAACACAAGCUUGAAGAAGGCCAGAAAAAGCAGAGUGAAUUGCAAAGAGAGUUGGAGCUUAAAAACAGCAUUCAGAACCCCAUCGGCGCAGAAAACAAUGGAUAUUCUUACUCUGGAAAUCCAGCUCCCUCUAUGUCAGGCCAGGCAGAGGAGGUUCAGCUGCUCAGAGAUGCACUUAGGAGUUUGAGGAACAACUUCAGAGACCACGACCCGCAGCACCAUACGCUGGACACCCUGGAGCAGGGCAUAGUAUCACUCAUCGACCGACUGCAUGUUCUGCAUACACACAAGGGAAGGGGGAAAUCUCCAAGACGCAAAGGUCAACACACAGACUCUGACACCUGGCCUUGCACAAAGGUUUGUCAAUCCCACAGUGGUUCUUCUGCCUCCACUAAAAUCCUUUAUUUUACUGGAAAAUCCUCAACACCUUCCAUGAUCAAUAUACAGAAGAGGCUGGGUGAGGUGACUCUCAAGGAUGUUAAGGCAGCUGUGGAUCGAGAGGGAAACUACAGGUACCACUUCAAGGCCCUGGACCCUGAGUUUGGCACUGUGAAAGAAGAGGUAUUCCUGGAUGGAGCAAUCAUUCCAGGCUGGGAAGGAAAAAUAGUGGCCUGGCUAGAAGAGGACCGAGGUGAGGAAAGGCCAUUGUAGGUUCAAGCUGAGGGACCAUGACACUUUUCUUUUUUGCUCCUGGUCACUCUGAUCCCAGAGGCCCAUUGAGACAACUGUUCAGAACAGAGGCACAUGUGGACACUUUUUGAGAUUCAAAUUAUUAGCAAAAUACUGUAAGACUUGUCAGCAGGAGAUUUGGUCAGCUGGUACUAAACCGUACUGAUAACCCUACUCGCUCUGGAAACAGUGUUAAUCUGUAAGUGAUGUCUAGAAUAUCGUAAUGCUCAGUGCCUUACAAAGAAAAGCUAUUUCCAUCAUGUGCUUAUUAUUGCCAGGCUGUAACUGUAGUAUCAAAACUGGACUCAAACGUAGACAGAAACAUUGUUUUGAAUGAACUGUUUCACAGUAGUGUUGUUGUUUCACUUGUAGUUGAGGCCAGAGAUUUGUAUUGAGGAACUGGAAAAAAUGUACCAAGUCAUUUUGAAGCAGUAUUGUCUUUAAAAACAAAUACCACCAGAUUACAUGUUAGAAAUGUGUAUUGUCUAUUGUUCUUUAGCCCAGGUCUUACUUCAGUCUUAAUUGUGAAUGUAAAGUGAAUAUACAGUGUUAUCUACCAUAACAAGAAAUAGGAAAGAAAUGUCUGGAGAAAAAAAAUAACAAGAUUGAUUUUGUUUUAGUGCUGCACAAGUUUUGUCUACAUUCUGACCUACUGCUGACAAAUACACUGAGCAGAUACCAGCUUCUAUUGUUAUUACAAUGGCAGUUACUACUAUGUAUUAUUUACAUAUAACAGAUAACAGUAAAAAGAAGUAGGGUAAUGGUCAUCUGGAGAUGACCAAACAGAAAAGUCUAUUGCAAAAAGAAAAAAAACAAAACAGCUGAAGGUAUUUCAGACUAACCAGUUUAACUAAAUAUCACCCAAGUCCCGAUGAGGGCUUAAAUGUCAGUCUGUAGCACACCAGCAUGCAUGUAAAUAGAGUAUGCUCAAACUGAACUGCUGCCGGUGAAUAGAAGUGAUGCUGACUCUUUGACGUUCAUGUAGAAAUGCAGAUGAGCAGCACUAUUGUUUUGUUUACUUUUAUGAAAUUGUUUUGUACAUUUGUGUAAAAUAUUGUCACUGUACCUUUACAUUUUUGAAGUUUAUGUCUCUUAUUUGUUUAAAGAGAGAUUCUUGUGAGGUGAUAAUGUCUCUGCUCCUGUUAAAAAAAAUAGAUGCUGUUUAUGUGAUUUUGACAUCAGAGAUUUAAAGGAGACUUUUGUACUGGAACAAUGGACCAUCCCACUAUUUAUGGUUUGUGUGUGUGUGUGUGUGUGAGAGAGAGAGAGAGAGAGAGAGAGAGAGAGAGAGAGAGGACCUUUGACACGUAAAUGCCAGAAGAACAGUGGUUAUGACUGUUCUACUUGAUGCAGUAAAAUACUCAGCUCUCAGUGUUAGGACAUUUUCAGACCCCUGAGGUCUGUAUAAAAAACACAGACUGAAACUGGCUAUCACGUUUUCCUUUACUCUGCUUCUGUCUUCCCAUUUGGGAUCAAUGUGUUUGCCUUCACUAACAAGCCAACAGAAAUAUGCAUCAUUCUACUUUUUAACUAAGACCCAUUUGAAUGCUGUAACUGCCUGUACUGUAUAAUGUACAAUUUGCUGGUGAGAUGGUUAUUUAGCAUUUGUUUUGUUUAUUGAAAUUUUUACAAAAUAUGGAUACUGUCUGUUUAAGAAAAUAAAAAUGGCCUUUAUUGAAUGUUAGAAAAACAGAUAUUUCGAAAUAAAACCUGAGUUUUGUUUUUAAAAAGA
Siniperca chuatsi (mandarin fish) is the source of this 3908-nucleotide messenger RNA. Its product is annotated as dixin-A-like. Gene Ontology annotation, molecular function: protein binding. The record is from RefSeq and is a predicted model, not a curated record. The transcript is spliced from 21 exons. The coding region runs from base 239 to 2158 and encodes 639 amino acids. NCBI's taxonomy places the organism in Eukaryota, Metazoa, Chordata, Actinopteri, Centrarchiformes, Sinipercidae. Gene Ontology annotation, cellular component: cytosol. Gene Ontology annotation, biological process: canonical Wnt signaling pathway.